Molecule: messenger RNA, 495 nt
Organism: Mycena citricolor
Lineage: Eukaryota; Fungi; Basidiomycota; Agaricomycetes; Agaricales; Mycenaceae
Source: the annotation of a GenBank genome assembly
AUGCACAGCCAUUGUCCCCUUGGCUGCUGCGAUGUCUACCCAGUUGGGGUUGGCCCAGGAUGGAGUUUGGGAACAGCAGACGAGGAGCCUGGGGUUUUCGAGGGAAGGCUGAGGAAAGCCCUCGGUCUGCAAAGCGAAAAGGAUGUUCAGCAGUCGAGACAAGCCCGCCCCUUUCUGCGCAAAGACUGGCAAGAAAUUUCAUACAAGGGCGGCGGUAGAGCCGAAAGCGGACGACAAUCCCUGUCGCGCCGAAGAUUGAGCUUGUGGAUCAGAGAUACCCAGGGCUCACAGCUCACGGCAAGCUUCGAUGUCAUCUGCGGGUGGCUGGCGGAUUGUUCGUUUGGACUCUCUCCCGCGACUGGUACCAGUUCGCCGCGAAAUGCAGGACAAACGCCAUCAUCUCCAGUCCCGAACAAAGAUGUGGACUACGAACAAGUUGGCCGGCGCCAUGACUGACGGUUGGACGUGCGCAGCGUUGAGAAGGCAGGCACUCCG